Ruditapes philippinarum (Manila clam) is the source of this 4665-nucleotide messenger RNA. RefSeq names its product GPI transamidase component PIG-T-like. Gene Ontology annotation, cellular component: GPI-anchor transamidase complex. NCBI's taxonomy places the organism in Eukaryota, Metazoa, Mollusca, Bivalvia, Venerida, Veneridae. The record is from RefSeq and is a predicted model, not a curated record. The transcript has 11 exons. Bases 2 to 1708 code for a protein of 568 amino acids. Gene Ontology annotation, biological process: attachment of GPI anchor to protein.
UAUGUUUUUUAAAGUAUCAAAGAUGGCGGACAUGUUAGGGAAGCCGGCUUUUCCAGUGGUUUUAUUGUCACUUUUUGUGCAUUGUAUAAAUGCAGCAAGUAAUGAUGCAUUCUAUGAAGAACUAUUUAUUAAAUCUUUGGAGAAAGGAAAUGUAUUGAAUCACUUCCAAUUCACAACAAUUUGGAAUUCGUCUAUUUCCGAGGAAGAAACAUUUCAACACUACAAUUUAUUUCCAAAGGCUUUAGGAGAUGUAUUGAAUAGAUAUAAAGUUCAAGAGCUGCACCUGUCUCAAACACAGGGGGUGUGGAAACAUGAGCAUUGGGGUUACCCUCCAGAAGAUGCCCCGCCUGGGGUGGAACUAUGGGUGUGGUUUCAACCGCAUUAUGGACUCAUUGAUCAAGUAUGGGCAGAAUUAGUGAACGCUUUGUCAGGUUUAUUCUGUGCGUCCUUGAACUUCAUGGACUCGAAGGCCACGGUCAUACCACGAUGGAGCUUCAGGCCUAUGGGUCUUGCAUCAGAGUAUUACAGUUUUGACUCAAGAUUCAUACGGUACUCGGCACUUCCUAAAGAAAUUGUCUGUACAGAGAAUCUUAUACCUUGGGAAAAACUGCUAGCUUGUGAAUCUCAGGCUGGUUUAGCUACUUUGUUUAAUGCCGUGAGAUUGUAUGAUGCCAGUUAUCACUCUCUAGGCCUGCAUGUCAGGCCUGUAUGUCAGGACAAAGAGUGCACACUGGCUGGUAUAGAAUUAAAGCAAACCCUAACAGUUGUAUUCAACCCCACAUCAUCAAAUAGAGGGAAACUGAAUGGAUACCAAAAUUGGAGUAUAAAGUCAAUGUUUGGUAGGAGCAUACAUGAAGCGUGUCCCAUGUCUAGUUUUAGUAAAGUUUAUGUUGACAAUACUUUACAUAAAGAGAUGUUAUUACAUCCCGAACCAGACCAAGUUACGGUUUUAGAAAAGGGUGGUAUACACCAUCUACAUAACACAUGGACACAGAAUCUGACCGUUGAUUACUCUCAUACACUUAGAGGCUACAAACCAGUAAAACCUUAUAAGACACAUUUUAUCCCUGGCAAGGACAGAAGUCGUCCAUACCAACUUGAAUUAGUGUUCAGGCUACGUGCUUUGUCAGUAACAAAGAUCAGCAUGGAGUUUGAUCGAGCUUUCCUCAAGUGGACCGAAUACCCUCCGGAUGCUAACCAUGGGUUUUAUGUUAAUUCUGCUAUUAUAUCAACCAUAUUACCCAGUGGGCAACAGUUCACUGCAGUGCCUCAAAAUUCUUCAACAUUUGAAGAAAGUAUGAUAGACAAGUCGAGUGAUUUUUUUCUGAGGAUUCACACAGAGAGUUUGCUCGUCUCACUGCCGACGCCAGACUUUAGUAUGCCGUACAACGUCAUAUGUUUGGCGUGCACGGUGGUCGCCAUAGCAUUCGGUUCCCUGCACAAUCUCACAACACGGAGAUUUGUUGUCAUGGACCCAGACAAGAAAAAAGACAACCCUUUACAAAAGCUUAAAAAAUUGCUAAGCAGGAAGAAAGCAAGUGAUACUGAUGAUAAAGAUGAAAAAGAGAAAAAUGACGAUUCUGUGAAUGAUGAUAUAGACAAGGAUAAAUUAAGUGAAGGAAACGAUUCAGAAAGUGAUCAGAAAAAUGACGAAAGUAAAAAGACUAAAACCAAAGCUAAAAGGAAGGAUAUUGUUGGGAAGACUUGAUACCAUUGCAGAAAGUCUAGUCAAUUUUUUUUGUAAUUUAAAGUUAAAAGUCGUUUUCAGGUAAUAUGAACAAAAUCGCAUUUAGAUAAUUAUAUAAAGAGAAUUGAAUUUGUCAAUGCCUUUGUCAGCACAUCUGAUGUGUAAUUGUGUAUCUAGAUUAUUGUACAGUAACUAUGGUUUUCUUGCUACGCGACGACCAAACCUGUAUACUUUCAACUAAUUCUGUCCGUGCAAUCAGUGCAGACUGGCGAUCAACUGGCCAGAUUCAUGCUGUCUGAUCACAGUCUGCACUGUUUUGCUAUUAGUUUCUACAUUUUAUGAAAUGUUCUCUUGAAAUGAUGAAUGGUUAUGUCCUGAAUGAAAGAUGGACAAGUCCAUUUUAGAUAUUUAGGGUGGUAAGGGUUAAAUUAUGAGAUGAGAGGGAAAAGGUAACUGAGAUAAUGAGCUUACAAGAUCAAAAUAUAUAAGUUUUUGAUAUCUCCUUGAUAAAUUGGAAAUAUUUGUGGAUUUUAUGGAGUUGUUAGCUCAACUAUUCAAUCAAAGGUGGCAUUAUCCAGGUCACGCCUGUGUUAAUGCAUUAACUGUUUAGGUAUUAUGUGUAACUUCUUAUCUCAAUAAACUGCUGAACGUUCUGUCAAAGGUGCAUACAUGUACUUGGGAUUAUAAUUAUAGGUCACUUGAUCAAGAACUACUAGUAUGACAUGGAUUUUGACUUAACUGUAGCCAUUUGUGAACUUUAAACAUUCCUGAAUCACCCUAGUUUUAUUAUUCAACACUGAUAAUUAUAGCUCAGUGUACUGUCCAUCACACAGGUUCACAGCUCAUGUUGUACAAGUUUGUACAUUUCCUUUUCUGAAUUAAGUAAUGAUUGAGGAGAAAAUCAGACUGUAAUUCUGUGAUACCAAUAAAAGACAUUGAUAUGGACAUUGAUUAUUAUAUAUAUUGUAUAAGGUAUCCAGAUAGUUAAUUUUGGGGGAUGAACUAUCAGGUUAUAGCCAGAUCAGCCUGUGAUUACCAGCAAAAAGAUGUUAUUUGAUUAGUUCAGUUAUGAUAAUAUAUUUCACGGAACGAGCACCAAAAGGCACAGCCACGCUAAAUAUGAACUUUUGGUGUUUCACUUAAGUAAACAAAUUUUCUUUUUAUUAUAUGCAAAGAAACAUUUAAAAAAAACAUUUUAACCUAAAACUAAAUGAAAAGCGCAUCAAAUAAUAAUACAACGUGACGUCAUUUACGAUAUCAUGUCAUUAAGUUAGUUUUCAGUACUGUGCAAGCUGGUAUUUCACUGCAACAACGUAACAGGCUUAAAUUCAAAACAGUGAAAAAUAUCAAAUUGAUAUUUUCGCUGUUUCAAACGGUGAAAAUUCAGCUUUAUAUUUCACUGAUACAUUUCGAUAAACCAUCGAAAAGCAUGUGAUAACAGGCAAUAUAUUAGAAAUAGACAAAAUUAUGUAACUCAUUUUAUUUCAUACCCUUUGAAUUAUAAUAAUAUGGUGUGUUUUAUUUGUGAAGCAUAUCGUUAUAUUGUAUUACAUGCUACAUGUAUUGUAUUACAUGUUCCAUGUAUUGAAUUACAUGCUACAUGUAUUGUAUUACAUGCUACAUGUAUUGUAUUACAUGCUACAUGUAUUGAAUUACAUGCUACAUGUAUUGUAUCACAUGCUACAUGUAUUGAAUUACAUGCUACAUGUAUUGUAUUACAUGCUACAUGUAUUGUAUUACAUGCUACAUGUAUCUAAAACAAAUUCAAUUUUACACAUUUCCUUUCUAAGAAUGGAAUACCAUGUUUAUUACUAUUGACAAUUAUAGUUUUGAUCUGAUAAGUUACAUUUGUAACUUUUGCUGUCAUUAUUUGCUGAAUAUGGUUUUAUUUGUAUAUUCAGUUGUGUGGCCUGAUUGAAAUAGUUUUGAGAAAUCAUGUGAGUAAUUAUAAAGUUAAUCCAUUUGAAGGAAGAUUUCAUUGACCUGUAACAGACUUUUUAUGAUGUGUUCAAUAGACUUUUUUGUAAUGUAUUCACAUAUUUCAGAAAUUUAUUUCUGAGAAUAUUUCUUAAUUCUCAUUUGCAUAUUGGCUGUUUAAGUGCCCCAGCUGAUUUAAGUAAGAAAUUCGAAUUUUAUGUAUUUUGGCUAUUUUACAACAUUUGAGUUUGAGAAAUUGACAAAAAUCCUGGUAAUUUUUGGACGGCUUUUGUCCGGGAGGGCUUUUGUCCUACACUCUUUAAGUUCCUGUUCAUUUGAUAAUGAGCAUAGUUAACAGGUGCAUAUUUUUCAAUAUUGUUCUCUUUUUUUUCAUCAGCAGUUUUUUUAUUUCAUUUUUUUGUAGAUUUGAAUUAUAUGUGUGAUUAGAAACCUGUGUUGUUUUGUCCUUUGUUGAUAACAUAUUUUGUAUUGUUAAUAUUUUUGUGUUGUUCCUAAAAAUAUAAAUAUUCUGUUCUUAGAAGUUUGCUUUUGAACAAAUCAGUUUAUUUUUGUAAUAGGUAUUCAGCCAAGCUAGUUAAAUAUUGUAUCUUAUUUGCAAUGUUAGAUAAUAAAGUGCAAUUAUGCAAUGAGAACGGUGACCCCAAUUUUUUUCCAUUUAAAAUGUUUCUGUUAUCAUAUUCUAACAACAUGCCAAGUUGAAAGAAAUUCUAUUGAACAGUUUUAAUUUUGCCUAUAUGUCUAUAUGAAAACUCCCGAAAACCUCCUUAAAUGCUGCUGAAUAAGGUGUAACAAUGUAGGUAGAACGUCAUAAAAUUCAUACCGCCUCUGUGGUCGAGGGGUUAGAGUCGAUGACUUCUAAUCCAGUUACCUCUCUGGCGUGGGUUCGAUCCCCGGGAGAUGCUUUGGUAGUUUAGCGCGGAGGAAGGUUGUCUAGUACUGGUGUAACUCUCCAGGAACGAUGGUUAGGAAACUACCCGCCUAUAUGACUGAAAUAAUGUUGGAUAAAGGCGUAAAAUGAAACAAACAAACAAACAAACAAA